Molecule: messenger RNA, 762 nt
Organism: Opisthocomus hoazin
Lineage: Eukaryota; Metazoa; Chordata; Aves; Opisthocomiformes; Opisthocomidae
Source: RefSeq, a predicted model, not a curated record
AUGCCAGGUGGUGCAAGAAUCUCAUUCAACUCUGUGGAUUCCUCUCUUUCAUCUCUGAAAAACUGCCAGUCUUACAUAAAUACUGGAAUGGAUAUUGCUACUCACGUUGCCCUUGACCUUGUGGAAAGUUUCAAUGAUGUAGAGGAUGUUAACAGUAUGGAAAAUGUCAUGUUAGAAUAUGCUGCAAUGGACAGAGAACUUAAUCAUUAUAUGACAGCAAUUGAAGAAACGGUAAAUCAGAUAAAGCGAGAAAAACCAGAAAAUAUACCAGAUCUAAAAGAUUUAGUAAAUGAAAAAUUUACUGCACUGGAGAGCAAGAACAGUGACUCAGAUUUGGAGAAGAAUGAAAAAUAUAUGUAUUUUAAGGGUCAACUUAAAGAGAUGAGAAAACAAUUUUGUUAUCGAUCAGAUAAUGAAAAUGAGGCCAUUGAACAAAUCGAUGAAGAUAUAGCCGUGACUCAGAGUCAGAUGAACUUUAUUUGUCCCAUUACACAGAUGGAAAUGAAGAGGCCAGUUCGAAACAAAAUCUGUGGACAUACUUAUGAAGAAGAUGCCAUUCUAAAAAUUAUCCAGACUCGAAAGCAGCAAAAGAAAAAAGUCCGAUGCCCUAAAAUUGGCUGUAGCCAUGCUGAUGUAAAAGGAUCAGAUCUUGUGCCAGAUGAAGUACUUAAAAGAGCGAUUGACAGUCACAAUAAACAAAGCUGGUCAACACUGGAGAAGUCACCUGGAUACGCUGCUGCCACAGAAAAAAUUUGUUAUUAG